Molecule: messenger RNA, 1968 nt
Organism: Aptenodytes forsteri (emperor penguin)
Lineage: Eukaryota; Metazoa; Chordata; Aves; Sphenisciformes; Spheniscidae
Product: balbiani ring protein 3
Exons: 12
Coding region: 1-1968 (655 amino acids)
Biological process (GO): antibacterial humoral response; innate immune response
Cellular component (GO): extracellular region
Molecular function (GO): peptidase inhibitor activity
Source: RefSeq, a predicted model, not a curated record
AUGAGGCUGGGGGUUUUCCUCCUCCUGGGGCUCCUCAUCCUCAGGGCAAAGCCGGGCACUGCACCACAGGAGAAAGGCGGGGAGCCCCAGAAGCCAGGGAGGUGCCCACGGGACUUCACGCGCUGCCUGCGCCUGGAGCCCCCCCUCUGUGCCAACGACUCCAGCUGCCCCGGCUGGCACAAGUGCUGCCCCCGGGAGUGCCGGCUCCGCUGUACCCCCCCGGCAGAAGAGAAACCCGGCGCCUGCCCGGCGGCAGCCCCCGAGGGGCUCUUUUACCCCUGCUCCUUCCCCUGCCUGGAGGACAAGGACUGCCUGGGAGCGCAGAAGUGCUGCCCGCUGGGCUGCGGCCCUGCCUGCCUGGAGCCGGUGCAGAGCCAACCCAAACCCGGGGAGUGCCCUGCAGCGCAGCCAGGGCCGGCGGGGCCGUGCCGGGAGCAGUGCCAAGGCGACAGCGACUGCCCCGACGCGCAGAAAUGCUGCAACAGCAGCUGUGGCCGCCAGUGCCUGCCGGCAGCCCCGGCUGGUGAGACAGGAUGGGAUGGGCAGCGUGGGCAGGGCUGUGGCUUGGGGACCAAGGGUGAUGCCGUGGGGCUGCAGCCGCCCCGAGGCACAGAGCUGUGGCACAACGGGGGCCCCCUCGCCCUGUGCUCACUGGGGUGGGCUCUGUCAGGGCUGGUGGGGCUGGCAGGAGAGCUGCUGCCUGUCCCCGACCUCUCGCUGCUGUCCCCAGUGAAACCUGGCGCCUGCCCCGCCAGCCCCCUGCCGGGCACUGACCCGCCGUGCCAGGACCCCUGCGCCCAGGACACCGACUGCCCCGGCAGCGCCAAGUGCUGCCCCCUCGCCUGCGGGUUCGCCUGCCUGGCCCCACUGCACGAGGACACCAGCCCUGCCCCAGCCACCCCACAGCCGCACCACCAGCGGAGGUGCCACCAGGACCAAGACUGUCCCACAUCCGAGGUGUGCUGUCACCAACGGUGCAGCCGGGAGUGCCAUGCAGACGGACGAGGGAAGGCCGGCUUCUGCCCGGCCCACGCCGGGCUGUUCCCCAGUUACGAAUGCAGAGCCUGGUGCCGGCACGACGCCGAGUGCCCCGGCGAGGAGAAGUGCUGCCUGCAUGGCUGCGACUACGCCUGCCUGCCCCCAUCCCGAGAGAAACCAGGCAUCUGCCCCUUGGCCGAGGAGGCGCCGACCACCGCAGCCCCAUGCGGCACCGCCUGCGCUGGGGACUGGCAGUGCCCGGGGACUGAGAAGUGCUGCAGCAGCAGAUGUGGCCAUGUGUGCUCGGCCCCUGAACGAGACAAACCCGGCGAGUGCCCGAAGGUGAGGCCGCGGCAGACGCCGGAGCCGUGCGCGGAGGAGGACUCCUGCACCCAUGACAGGGACUGUCCUCGGCAGGAGAAGUGCUGCUUCUCUGGCUGCGCCAUGCGCUGCGCCCGCCCUGCCAGAGAGCACCCUGGGGAGUGCCCUCGGGCAGAGCCGUGCUGGGACCCCCGGCGCAGGCAUGGGAGCCGGUGCCUGGAUGACAGCAUCUGCCGUCGAGAGGAGAAGUGCUGCAACACCGGCUGCGGCUGGGAGUGCAUGGCCGUGCCCAGAGAGAGCCAGGACAGGGCCAGUGGCCAGUGCAUGGAGGAGUGUGAGGCCGACUCUCAGUGUCCCCAGGGGCAGAGGUGCACCAGCAUCGGCUGCAGCCACAUCUGCAUGGACAUUCCUGGAGAGCGUGAUGCUGCGGUCGUGCCACAGCACAGAGCCAAGCAGUGCACGGAGGAGUGCGAGGCUGACUCACAGUGUCCCUGGGGACAGAGGUGCACCCGCAGCAGCUGUGGCCGCGUCUGCAUGGACAUCCCCGGAGUGUCACAGCCCCAGGGGAGGGCCGGGCUCCUGCGGUCGGGCACCACGACACAGGAGGGGGCAGCCGUGCUGCUGUGGGUGCACAACCCUGCCCUCGGGCUGGUGAGCAUCCCCGGGUGA